This is a messenger RNA of Phalacrocorax carbo (great cormorant), 3359 nucleotides long. The record is from RefSeq and is a predicted model, not a curated record. NCBI's taxonomy places the organism in Eukaryota, Metazoa, Chordata, Aves, Suliformes, Phalacrocoracidae.
CGGCAGGAGCGCCUCCGCCCGCCUGAAGCCGGCGGCAGCGGGCGGCCGGCGGCGGCUCCGCUCAACUUCGGCGAAGGGGCGGUGUGGAGGCGGCGCUGCCCUGGGGCCCCGUGCGGCCGCUUCGCUUCAGCCUUGGCGGCGGGACGGGAGCGGGUGGCCGCGAAGCAGCAGGAGCACGCUGCUGCCAAAGACACACAGAGCACUAUGUCACUGGCAUCCUGGUUCAGAUGGAAUGAGCCCCCAAACCGUAUUUCUCAGAGGAACCCCACAGAAAUGGUGAUUGAGACGCUGAUGAUGGAGCUGAACUGGCAGAUCAAGCAGGCAGAGAAGCAGCAGCGAGAGCGGGAGAAUGAGUAUCGCAAGAUCAAGACUGGGGUGGACUACGGCUGGCUGGUCAGCUAUCCAAAGCAGAGCUAUGAUAUCAGCCCAGGAGAACGGCUCCAGCUGGAGGAUAUGUGUACCAAAAUACAUCCUUCCUACUGUGGGCCUGUCAUACUCAGAUUCCGGCAGCUCAUUGCUGAAUAUGAACCAGAAGUGCAGGAAGUAUCCCGGCUUUUCCGCUCUGUCCUGCAGGAAGCUGCCGAGAAGAUCAAAGAGGAGGAAGAGGCCAAGAAGCUUGCCAGGCAAUGGAACACAAAGAACAAAACCAGCCUCUCCUUAACAACAUUUAAAUCCCGGUCCAGGAUUUCCCCAUUCAUCAGUGACAUCAAGACCAUCUCUGAAGAUGUGGAACGGGGCACCCAGCCCACCAGGAGGGUUUGGAGCAUGCCAGAAUUUCGGAAUGCCAAGGAUUACUGACUCUAUACUGAAGAAGGUUUUUAGUGAUCUUUAAAAAUCCCAGUUAACCCUUUUUUAGCUCUACUGUUUCUUUGUUCCAGCUCUGUCUUCCUGCCCGUCUCUCUUUUGAAAGCUGUGUCCAUAGUAACUGCUGCUGAUGCCCGCGGUGUGUGACACAAUUUAUUACCAAACACGCUAGCCUUUCCUUUAAUUUAGUAGCUAUUCAGUAACCUUAAGGGCAAGGCUCACUAUCUCAUUUUUAUUACUGCUUUCUUGUGGAAAAUUAAUUAGUUUUGUGAUGUCUGUCUUCUCCUUCCCCCUCCAGCCUCGAUGUAGUUAUCUAUAAAAGCUUUUAGCCCGAGCGAGCGAGAGCUGCUGGCUGGGUCAAUCUUGCUGAAAGCAAGAUGGCCACUUACAUGAAUAAGGCUUGCAGGAUCAGGCCUGUGAGUUAAAGCUAGUAUCUGAUUUGGAACUGAACUUCCUUUUCCAGCUAAUAACCUUCAUCAGCAUUACAAGAAACUUCACAAGUAACCUCAGUACUGCUCUUGAUCAGCUUUUUGCUGACAAUUAGCAACCCAACCCAAAAAGAAACAGACCCGAGCUUUUUGAGAUGAAAGGCCAAUAUGAUUCUACAGCAACUAGUUUAUGCAUACUCAAGUUUCUUGGGUAUCUUCUCUUUUGUGCAGGCAGAACCCCCAAACCUUGCACCUGUAGAGUAGACAGAAACAUAACAACCUGCUGUGGAGAUACAGGCGGAUUCAUCAAUGCUGUUCUUGGUCCUCAGCGUUCUGUGCUGCUGAGCUAACUGCUCCACCCCACAGCCCAGUAAUAAGUCAGUGGGCUGAAAUUAAUGUUUAUGGCUAAGCCUGAAAGAGUACUGUAGCAUCAAUAUAUGGAGAUGGUAGAGGGGUGAAGGGAAUCUGCAUUAAUCUACAGGGCUCUUUGUACAGCUGUGAUAGUUAGGAUCAUUUUAACAAGCUACUGCUGUGAGUGACUGAACGGCUCUGGCAGUGGAAGGUUUGCACCCUCAGUCUUCUCUCAUGAGUGCUCACAAGAGAGCUUUCCAGUAUCACAGGCUGCUGGCCAGUAGUUGAUACUACUAUGAAAGAAUCUUUAAUGCAAACUGAACAGCUUGUAGGCCAGCAUGGUUCUGCUGAGACCUGGAAGAAACAGGAAAAGACGGCUGAGGAAAAGGUACUGGGGUCGUAACUUGGCAUCUGUAAGGACAGCUCUCACCAGCAAAGGAAAGAGAAUGGCAUGCUGUGAAAAUCAUGGAUCCUGUAGAGAAGCCGAGGGCUAGGAUGCUUUAUGGUGACAAACAGGAGAUGGGGAAGGAAGAGAGGGAUUUCCCUAUAUAACCAGCUUUUGGGGAAUCAUCCUAGUUGGGUAUAGCCCUCUGGAGCACCCUGCAGCUUUACUGUUCUUUUGCCAGUUUCCAACUCUUCCCUGGGGACCUUUGCAGCAGCAUGUGGGUACUGCAGCCAAGAUAAAACCCUUUGAAGCUGUGCCAACUCUGGGAAGAAUUCCAGCACAUGAAAUCUAUCCUAGAGUAGAAAUGUGCAGUUUCUUCCAGAGAUGGGGGAGGGCAGCAUAAAACAAAGAUCAAGAUCAAACCCUUAAGAGCUCUUUAAGAUUCUGGGACUCUGGCUCUUCCUCUCUCCCCUCUGGGCUAUCUAAGAUUGAACACAAGGCUUUCUUACUAGCACCAGGCUGUAGUUUCUAGCCCUUUGGUAAACUGCUGCCAGCAGCCCUCCUAGGGACAGAAAGCAGAAGCUCCUUUCUAAGCAAAAACUCAGGGCUUCCAACUACAGCAUCCAGUUUGGGACAGGCUGUUUAAACUCUAGGUCAAUAAGGGAAAGUUUAAAGCCUUCUGACAAUCAGCUUGGUGUUUUUCAGAUAUGUAUCCUUGUGAGGUAACGUGAUUGUGUAUAUGAAGUAAAAACAAAGGCUUGAAAUACUUAGCAUAGCUUUAGCUGUCUAGAAGAUGUGGGAUCUCUAGCAAGGGAUCACCAUAAUUUGCAGAAAAAUUUUUAUUUGGAAAAAGGUUAACCAUCUCUUCUUUUAUAUAUUUGCAAGCCACUGUAUGGUACUGAAGGCUGAGAUGAGUUAAUGAAUUUCAUGCUACAGCUCUGUACUCUUUUUAUUUGCACUCAUGUUCUAUUUUGACACCUUCAGUAUUGACUGUAUUGAUGCAAUAUUUGAUGGACUGUUGGGAGAGAGAUGGCACAUUCUGACACACUGACAUAAAGCUCUUAGUUAGUUCUGAUUCUCCUUAAGAAAGAGUGAGCACAUUACAGCCACUGUACUGUAACAAACUUCCCUACACCAAUGUACAAAGCCAAGGAAAUCACCUCAAGGGUGUUCACACUAUCACAGCAGCCUGUGAUUGUACUAUGUCCUUCAUUAACAACUUCCAGUUAGCAGAUACCAUUCUCAUUUGACAGCCAGGAAAGGGAGACAAAUCUUUGGUCAAAGCCAUGUAUGUUAUAGAAGCCAGGCUGUGGCAGUGCCUGCAACAGCUGUUGUGCCUCAACUUACCUAUAACUUCUAUUUCCAUAAUAAAAUGUAAUCCAAACUUUUAA